This is a messenger RNA of Mya arenaria, 1853 nucleotides long. RefSeq lists its product as uncharacterized. Bases 209 to 1222 code for a protein of 337 amino acids. Lineage: Eukaryota; Metazoa; Mollusca; Bivalvia; Myida; Myidae. The record is from RefSeq and is a predicted model, not a curated record. The transcript is spliced from 9 exons.
AUCACUGACGAAAACUAAUCACGUGCAAUUGCAGUUUAUUUAGUUUCCAAAGAUUCGGUGGAUUCGGUAUAGAGUUUGUGAAUAUUCUACAUGUAAUUACUGAAGUGCUGGUGGACGACCGAACUUGCCUGCUUGAAAUCUUCGGGGUAACAGUUCACAGAUUCCUGUACUGUCUAUAACCCUUGGUCAAGGCGGUGCUGGGCGGAGGAUGCCGGAAAUCACGGGUUGUGUCAAGGUGGUCGGGGUGGCCGCCGUGGUCGUAAUUGGUCUCACAAUCAUACUCCUCGUCGUCUCCUUCAGCUCGCUCGAGUACUACGAGUACGGGUUUGCGCGGCGGAAGUCUACAGGCACGGUGGACACGAGCCGUGUGUACACGUACGGGAAAUACCUACUGGGCCCGGACUUCAAGUUUAAGGUGUUCCCAGCCGGAAGCCAUGACGUCGUCAUUAACAACAUCGCCGCCUUUACCUCGGGCCGCGGCGUGGAGGUUAUAGUGUCCGCCAAGUUCCAGUAUUUCCUCCGGCGACAGGAGCUUCACCUGCUGCACAAGGCGUACGAUCUCAACUACCAGGACGUUAUGAGAUCCUCUGCCGUUGACGCCAUAAAGCGAGCGUGUACGGAUUUCAAUAAGACGGAAACGUUCAGGAACCGCUCGGACGUUGAGCGGCACAUGUUCCAGGCGGUGCAGACGCGCCUCGGAGGGAAGUGUUGUCCCGAGUACUGCAGGGACAAACCUUCCGAUUGUCCGUUCGAAUGCAAGGCACGUGACUGCAACGACGACACAGAGAGAGGAAUAUUUGUCGAUGUGAGGUACUUCCAGCUGGGCUCGGUGCGGAUUCCGGACGAUCUACAGAAGCAGAUGAUGGAGAGCAUCCUCAUACAGGAACGCGCGCUACGGGAGGACUUUAUACAAACAGCACAGAUCGUCCGCAAGGAAACAGAUAAAAAGGUUCAACAAAUUAAAAACAACGCCAGGGAGGUGAGCCGUCUUGCAACGGCUCAGGCAGAGUACAUCGGCACCUCUGCUACGGCCUCCUACACCAACGUGGUGGAGACCGCUCGCAGUCGGGGCCUCACGCUCCUCUACUCCACCCUCAACAUCUCACAACAGGCGCACAAGAGCAGUUUCGACUACCUACGGGCGCUGAAGGAAAACAAGCAGGUCCAUCUAACCGUUGACUUCCAACAGAGGAUCGCCGCCAACGCCUGGACUCACCAAUAAUACAGCAAUGCCCGACAAUAUUGUAUACUAUGUUAUAUGCUAGAUUUUCUAAAUUAAACAAAUUAGAUAAAGGGAGGAUAAUUGUUGAUAGCAAUAAAUUUCACUGAGUAAAAGCUUUAAACGUUAUAGUGAGGUAUUUAAUUUUGAUGUUCACUACGAGAAUUAUAUAUUAAUAUAUUGAAACUUUUGAAAGUGUAACCGGACCAACGUUAAGUAUUUACUGAUCAAAAAUCGUGUUAGUUGUGCAAGCGAUUUAUCCAAUCUAAUGGAAAUAAAACAGUAAUCCAUUGACAAUCCACAUGUGCGCACCAUGUCCACCGUCGAACGAAGGAGAAAUGUAUGCUGGAUUUAAUGCUUUGUUUUUCUAUUCGUUCGCGUGAUCAAUACUUAAGUGGUCUAAUAAAAAAAGAAACACAAUUAAGUGUGCUCUAACUAUUUUUUUCUGCAAUACGCUUAGAAAUGUAAACCAGCAGACUGACCAAGAAUACUCAGUGUGCAAGAUGAUAAGGAUAUAAAGUGAUGUAUGUUUCUACAAUAUGCAGAUUCAGUCAAAGGACCGGUGUCUGAAAUAUUCUCAAAUUCUUACUCAGUAAGAAACUCAAAUCCGUAUUAAAAUCUCUUACUUAAUUUU